UUCAACAUAGAAGUAAUUUUUCAACAGUAUUUAAUUAAUUUCAUUUAAUUUUGACAGUGCAAAGAUUCUUGUUCCAUGAUUAGAACUAAAUGCCUGGGACUGACGAUUUCUCAGUUUGGCAACUGGGAAGCAUGCUUGUGGGGAGGUGGCAGGAAGCGCCUCACGUUGAGAUCUGCAGACACAGUUCCUGCCUGUGCGGGUCAUUGGUGAGUGAGCACCAGGCGUGCUCGGCUAACACACAGCAGCCCCCGCAUGGAUGCUCGUCAGCUGGCACCCAGCUCUGCUGAACUCUGUCUGUCCCAGCCUCAGGACCACUCUGGUUUAACCAUUUGACUAAGAUUUCUAUUUCUAGUAGAUCAAGUACCUUUCAUUGCUAUUUUUUUUUAAAUGGUGGCAAUUCCACAUUUAUUUUUCCAAAUGAAUUUUAUAUUUUGUCAUGUUUUUCACCCAUCCAAAAAAAAAUUCCACUUAUAUUUUAAAUGACUUAAAUUUAUAUAUUAAUUCAAACAAAAGAAACUUUCCACAUUUUAUAUUCCUUACAAUCUUCUGGGACUGUAGUUUUCUUCCUAAACUUUUUAUUUUUCUGUCACCCUGGGUAGAGUGCUAUGGAGUCAUAGCUCACAGCAACCUCCAAUCUCAGCUCAAACAAUCCACCUGCAUCAGCCUCCCAGAGUGCUGGGAUUACAGGUGUGAGCCACUGCCCCUGGCCUCUUCCUAAACUUUUUCUUAGCUAAUACGUCAUUGCUAAAUAGGAUAUUUUGUACCAUACUUUCUAUUUGUUGAUCAAAUAUGGGAAUGUGUAUAUUGUGUAUUCGUAUUUUGCUCUACUCACCUUAGCGCUUUCUGGUUAACUCUCAAUGGUCUGCAGAUACUUUGCUGGCUAAUAUUGGAGCCCUGCAGAGCAGAGGUGCUUAGCCCUGAAUUCCCUUCCUUUCUGCCACUGUACGGCUAUAUUUUCACUAAAGUUUCCUAUAGCCCCAUGCUAACCCAAAGCCAGAGGGCAUGAGACCCCCACCCCCACCCCAGAGUGGAAGGGGGCAAGAAAGGAGGACCUAAGAGACAGACAGACAAGACUCCAGAAUUGUCACAACUGUGCAAAUUCCCAGAAUGCCCCAGGCCACACCCACCUACUGUAAGCCUGAAGAGAAACAAGCCAAGGCCAGCCCCAUCAUCAGGGCUGGAGUGUGGGAGGACAGCACGGUUCCCUGUUCCUUGUGCAAACCAGGCUUCUUUCCUCUACGGGCCCAAGGAUGUCCACAGAGAAGGCCGUGGUGGCCCUUAGUGAUGGUUUCCAACAGUAUUCCGGGAGGGAGGGUGACAGACACAAGAUAAAGAAGUUGGAAUUCAAGGACCACACCAACAAUAAGCUCUCUGGCAAUUUCUCUUAUCUCUCUUGGGAACUCAGAGAGAAGGAGGUUGUGGACAAAGACAUGAAAACACUGGACAACGACAGAGAUGGUGAAUGUGACUUCCAGAAGUUCAUGGCCUUCCCUGCCACGGUUACCAAUCCCUGCUCCAAGUUGUUUGAACAAAAAUGAGAUGGAGAAAGCAGCGGGGUGCUCCUGUAACAGAGAAAGUCACCCAAAGAGGCAGAGAGCAGGAGCAAGCAGGAGCAUGCAGGCUUGUAGGAGCUGAACUCCCUGGUCAUGCAGUAGCUACUGAGGAAGUUUGAUUUGCUUUGUGAACGAAAAACUGGCAACCUCUUUCUGAGGGCUGUUUCAUAUGGCCUGUACCAUUAUUUCUGCUAUAUUAGACCAGUAAGCUGGCUGGUCCCAGGGACUUUGGUAAUAACCAUUUAGGAAAGUCAUUCUCAGUCAUAAAUGCGCUGUAUGACCACUAUGGCUGUGUAGAGCCCUAGAGAAAGCAAAGCUGACUACCAAAAAUUACCUUGGGGUGUCCUUAACACUUUCACUGCAUUUUAACAUGCAAAGCCUUAUCCAGCAUCAUUCCAAAAGGCUGUGCUUCCUGAGAUCUGCUCAUCAGCACAAAUAAAGCCUAAAGCAUGUAGAGGGCCUGACUGUUCAGCACCACCUACCCAAGAACUGGGUCACAUUUAGGUCCCUGUUCCAGGGAUGACCUGAGAUGACCAAGUACAUUAGACAGUUCUAAAUGGAAUGGUGUGUCUCAUAAACCACAAGUCCUGACAGUUUAACCCCAAUGGAUGGGAAUGCGCCUGCUGGGGAUGAUCCUGAGGUAUGGGGCCAGGGUUCCAGCUCUGACCUGGGAUGACUGUGGGGGGCAAUGUGGGCCUGCCUGCCCCUGAGCUGCAGACCACUGAGUGCCCCACCCCAACCCAGACUGGCCCACUGGGGAGGCCAAAGCUGCCUUUGAUGCUUCUGUGUUCCAAUAAGCCAAAAAGCUGCAAAUAUGAAAAACCACUCCCAGGAAACUCCAAUUAAUUGUACCUGCCCUCUUCCCAUUAAGGGCGCAGAUUAUGGUCAUCUUCAGAGUACUGCCCAUGGCCAUCUGGUGAAUGCAGUGAUAUUUAGCAAUGAGGUAUAUAGCAGUUUUAGUUGGAGAGUUUAUGCACUUGUCAGACCUUGUAUAGCUAUAGCUCUGACGGCCAUUCUAGAAAAAGAGUCCCAAAAUUGCUUUGAAGGGUGGACUAGGUGCUGGCAUCAAUGCAUAGCUUCCCAAGGGGAGUAUCUCAGAGUUGAUAUAGUGACAUUCAUCAAUGAGGUAUGUAGCACUUUCUCUAGGACAAGUUCACAAACUUAAUUGGCAUAUCUCAUACAUUGGAUUUCUCUUUACACAUAGGUUCGUACUAGAAUUUCAAGUUCCAAAUUGUUUCCAAGUGACUUUGAAAUGGAGUUUCCUUAUAUUGCAACAAGACUCAGAAAUAGCAAGCAAUACAGGGGAUCUUCAACACAGAAAUGCCAGGGCCUGUCACACAGAUGGGAACCCAAAGAGGACAAACGCCAUCUCAAAUGCCCUGCCACUGGGCUGGAAGGCUCACAAAUGUGAAUCCACAGGGGAUAAAUGCCGCCACACAUAGCUGGAAGCUCUAAAACCUUCCUCCAAUAGGUGGCCUAAUCCCCCCAUUCUCUGGGCCUCAAAUAAGUGUCCUAAUCCUGUUCCCUGGCAAACCCUUCCAAAUGGUGGCCUAGACCCUCUGGGAACCACAAAUGAGCUGCAAAUUCAAACCAGCUUCCCUAGUUUCACUCACAAUCUCAUGACCUCCACCCCAAAAGGUACCCCAAAAGAAACACAAUUGACAGUAAGGUCUGAAAACACCCCACAUGGGCAGAAUCAGCAUCUCAGCAUACACACUGGGAAAUUUACCCAACAAGAUGCGUAGUGUCUGGACACUUUUCAAAUCCAUUUCCUUUCCAACUCAGUUUAGGAUGCAGGGAGUGCAUCUACUUUGAGGAGACAGAUGGGGGUUCCCCCAGGCUCCAGCAGCUGCUGUGGCCAUCCCUUGUUCCUUUACCUCAAAAAGUUGCUCUGACUCACGAAAACCUAUGGCUUUGACCCAGGGCUGCUCCCUGCCUCUUCUGGCAAUAGGGGCUGCCACGCCACCGGGGAUGCCAAAUUCUGUUUCCAAAAUUUCAGCAUUUGUUCCUGAGGCUGUAUCCGAAGAAGGACGGUAAGUUGUUUGAGGAGAAGGAAAAGAGGUUUAUCAACUUGCCAGCAAAUGAGGAGGUUGACAGGCUCCCCUCUCAAAGCACCAGCGUGUUUUCUUUCUGUUGGUAUCCUAUUCUCUCCAUACGCUGGCUUCUAACUUUCCCAUAGCCCCCAGCUCCCUGAGCAGCCACUUUUAGUCUCUGUGGAGUAGAUCUGCCAUCAGGUCUGUUUCAGGGACAGUUUCAAUUGAUUUUUCCUUUGAAGGAAACACAGUUCACUAUUCCUUUGUAUGCCUGGUGGGUUUUUUGUUGAAAAAUAGGCAUUUAAAUCUAAUCAUUUUAUAACUCUGGAAAUCUGAUUGUCCUCAUUCCCCAGGGUUUGCUGAUUUAAUGUUUUUGUCUAUCGUUUCUGUUUUGAUUGUUGUAGGCUGUGUAUAUUCUCAGGUCUUUUCAGAACCUGGGCUUGCAGUAUCACUUUCUAAUUUUCUUCACAUAUGCAAGUGCUUUUCAAUGUCCUUGUCUUUAAUGUCUGGCUCCCAAGGGAGGAACCAGAAAAGACAGAGAGGGGCUCACAGAAAUGAGAGGAUAUGCCACAAGGGCCCACAGCCUCUUUGCCCCUUUGAAAUCAGAAGCAGCAAUCAGAACAGAGAUCCCUGGGACUUGGAAGGCCCAUGUUGCCAUGCCGGCUCCACAGCACUGUUCCUGGUACACGAGUACAGCUGCCUAGGGGUGGGGCAGCUGCUACUGUUCUAAGAGCUGAAAUCGACCCAAACCAGAUUUACGUCCCAGCCUUUCGCUGGAAGCUGCAAGCCAUCAACACAGUUCCAAAACAGCUAUAUCCAACCACCUGAUUCUACCAGUACAAUUAGCAGUGGGGAGAGAGCUUCCUGGUGCUUUCUGCUCUGUCAUCUUUCCAGAAUCUUCUGUCUUCCCUACAUUUUAAUGUAAAAUAAAUUUUUAACUCACCUUCCUCUGUCACAGCAGCACCACCCACAGGGUGGUUCAGCCCUGCUGCUCUCCACCUGGAGCCAAUGCCAGGCAGUAACACAACUGUGCUCUUUCUUCCCCUCAAAGCUUGAUUUGGUCCCUAGGGUUCAUUUUUCAACAUCUGACUUUUAUGGGGCAUCUGUAGUGAACAUUCAUGAUUUCUGGCCUUUUCAAUUCCUGUAAGAGUCUGAAGAAUCAGUAACUAUACACUUAAUAGGCACUUAAAACAAAUAACAACCUUUCACUUCCUCUCACCUUGCACCAUCCUCAGCAAACUCUACAAUGUCCUUCCGAAAUAUCCUGUUUCUCUCCUUAACCCAAAGGCAGAGCUGAAUUCAGGGAACCUAGGGUGAGGGUGAGGAUGAGGCUGAAGAGCGAGGCUUUCAGACUAGCCACAGGGAGGAGGGAGGACACCAUCCACUUGGAUAUGUUGAAGUCGUUCCCCUUCAAUACAUGAUUUUAAAAUUAAGAAGCAAAUGGCUUGGUGCCCCUAGCUCAGUGAGUAGGGCGCUAGCUAUAUACACUGAGGCUGGCAGGUUCGAGCCCAGCCCAGGCCUGCUAAACAACAAUGACAACAGCAACCAAAAAAUAGCUGGGCAUUGUGGCUGAUGCCUGUAGUCCCAGGUAGUUGGGAGGCUGAGGCAAGAGAAUCACUUAAGCCCAAGAGUUUGAGGUUGCUGUGAGCUGUGACAUCACAGAGCUCUACAGAGGGCAGCAUAGUGAGACUGUCUCAAAAAAUAAAUAAAUAAAAAUAAAAUAAAAUUAAGAAGCAAAAAUGUUAAAACAAUUGGUUUUGAAAUUUUGCAUGUAGUUCAUUUUUAAUUUCCCAUUGCUGAAAUCGAACAUCAUACAAAAGGCUGAAUGCCACUGCCACACACCACCUUAUGACACUGUUGUUGUUGUUUUUUUUUUUUUAAUAUCUAACUUAUAGAGAAGUACUGGGUGGCCCAGUGGCUCACACCUGGGAUCCCAACACUCUGUGAGGCCAAGGUGGGGUGGGGAUAUGGAUCCUGGAGCUCAGAAGUUUGAGACCAGCCUGAGUAGGAGCAAGAUCCCUGUCUCUACUAAAAAUAGGAGAACUAGCAGGGCACUGUGGCAGCCACUACAGUCCCAGCUAUUCGGUAGGCUGAGGCAGGAGGAUCAUGAGGCUGUUGUGAGCAAUCAUGCCACAGCACUCUAGCCUGUGCAACAGAACAAGAGACUGUCUCAAAAAAAAAAAAAAAAAGACUGAGGAAAUGUUUCUUCCCUAACACUUCAGGACCCAAAUUUACAUGAAGUGGAUUCAGAGAAGGGAGUGCUGCUAUUUAUUCUCUCUGCACACAGCAAGUAACAUGCACAUAAUUUCCUCAUAGCAAAACACAGAGGGGCCAACAGGCUUCUUUACCUUUUCCUUAGAAUAGCCUGCAAGGCUUGAGGCCAGGUCUGAGGCAGGAGCUGAGCAAACACCAGAAGUCAGUUACUUAUUUCUCUGCCAUUUACUGCCUCAUUGGAUUAUGCUGAAUAGUCCAGUAGAACCACUUUGAAAUACUGGUAAAUCAGCUAUAUUUAUAAUUUGAAAUUAAGUGUAAGUGACAAUAGUUCACAUAAAGGUAAUAGAACAUUUUUUAAAACCGGAAUUAAAAUAAAUGGAACCAAAAUACUAGUACAAAUGACCCACUAGGUAAAGCAGGGAGCAUAUGGAGGUUAUAAUUCUUAAUGUAAAAAGGCUCCAACAAAUCAGUAAAAACUUAAAACUUGGUAAGAAUUGUCAAAUGUGAUUAGAAUACAUCAAAUAAGAAAUAAAAAUGACCAUAACAUGAGAACACAUUCAACGUGACCAGACCCAACACUUGCUUGCCUAUCAAACUGACUUAUUUUAAUCUUGCGCACUGCGGCCCACUGCCAGCUGCAAAGAGGCCUCUGCCCUGUUGCCAUCCUGUCCCUGAUGAGGAAGCAAGUUCCCAGAGUGUCAUACCUGGUAUGAACUCUGACCUACUCACCCCACCUGUAACAACUGAGCUCCACGCAGCAGUUGUGACCAUGCAUGUGUAAACACAGCCUGAGAGGAGGCACACGGCAGCCUGAAGUGGGACACAUGGCCAUGGAGCACACGCUAUACUUAGUCCUGGCACGACUAUAUGGUAUAGUCAUUAAAAUAUGAAAGAAUAAAUGUAAUGAAUUUUAAAGUCUGUAAUCUAUUAAGUACAAAAGCAGAUUAUAAAAGUAAGUACAUGAUCCUAAUUUUGUAAAACUAAAAAAAUGAAAAAAGUAAGAUUUAUGUCAAGUACUAAUAGUGCCAUUACCCAGAUAAAGAAUUAUAGAUUAUAAUUUCCUUCAUAGUUUAACAUGUUUUGUAGAUUAUAUGCUGUAAACAUAACUGUUUUUUUUUUUGUUUUUUUUUUUUUGAGAAAGUCUCACUCUGUCACCCUGGGUAGAGUGCCAUGGGCAUCAUAGCUUACAGCAACCUCAAACUCCUGGGCUCAAGUGACCCUCCUGCCUCAGCCUCCCGAGUACCUGGGACUAUAGGUGCCCACCACAACACCUGGCUAACUUUUUCUAUUUUUAAUAGAGAUGGGGUCUUGCUCUUGCUCAGGCUGGUCUUAAACUUCUGAUCUCAAGUGAUCCACAGGCCUCGGCCUCCCAGAGU
Messenger RNA from Nycticebus coucang (slow loris), 7176 nucleotides. It is a transcript of the gene S100B, whose product is annotated as S100 calcium binding protein B. Lineage: Eukaryota; Metazoa; Chordata; Mammalia; Primates; Lorisidae. Gene Ontology annotation, cellular component: nucleus; cytoplasm. The transcript has 3 exons. The coding region runs from base 1251 to 1538 and encodes 95 amino acids. Gene Ontology annotation, molecular function: S100 protein binding; RAGE receptor binding. The record is from RefSeq and is a predicted model, not a curated record. Gene Ontology annotation, biological process: positive regulation of cell population proliferation; positive regulation of canonical NF-kappaB signal transduction.